Molecule: messenger RNA, 1222 nt
Organism: Vavraia culicis subsp. floridensis
Lineage: Eukaryota; Fungi; Microsporidia; Pleistophoridae
Exons: 1
Coding region: 327-1022 (231 amino acids)
Source: RefSeq, a predicted model, not a curated record
GCUUAUAAAGUGUUUUUGACAGACAGAAUGGAACAGUGAAGAAUAAUUUUGGGAUCUAUGUGACUAAAAAUUUAUGAAAGGUAAAAAAUCGAAGAACGUGUUAGAUGAUUUCAAAUCAUGUAAAUAUAUUCCUUGGUACACGUGAACCAAUCCUAUGACCCCAACUAUAAUUUGAUGCAGUCGUUUUUGUAUCUGACAAAAUAGGGAUAUGCUCUGGGUUGCUUGUGCAACCGAAUAAAAACCCCUAUUUGAACAUAUCCGUACUCAAAGCGGCAGAAGGUUUUACAAUUAUUUGUUUACAACCAUCCUAUCACCCUUCAAGAGCAAUGUCAACACCACAAUACACCUCACCAUCCUUGGUCAGAUUGUUAAUCAUUUUAAGUGAAUUCGAAGAUACGAAGCUGCUUCAGAAAAACCUUAUCGAGUAUUACUGCAGUCUCAUCACCAAAAGGAUAAAAACACUCUCAAUCACCUCAAAACUGGUGCAACAAGUGUACGACUUGCUGUAUGUAUUUGAGAAAUACGGAAAAGGUGGAAACGAGAUUACACAACUGGUGGUGCACUAUAAAAUUUUGGAAGUGCGUGCACUCGUUCUCGACCUGAUAUGUGAUGAUUAUUGCAGCGAAGCGGCUGGUGAGGAGGUGGUGGAUGGUAAACAUGUUGGGUUCAUUAGCAGUAGAAUAUUGCGGGUGCCUGACAGCUGGAUAAUUGACAUUGUGAGCGAUCUUAGGGAUACGUAUGACUUAGACAAUCCGCAUGCUGCAUCGCAGCAGCUCUUGAACCUGUUUAUACUCGCCUUUUUCAGUGACUGUAAAGACGUGUUUGUUGGAAAAAAGAUGUUUAAAUCGAUGGGAAAUCAGCUUGUUCUUAAUCUUGCCUAUUUUUGUGAACGUAUGGACAGAUAUGUGAACAUGGACUGGAAUGUUCUUGAUGUGUUCUAUGAACACAUUGAAGACGGACUGAGGAUUGAUAAGGAGAAAAUCAUCCGCUUUUUACGCGAGAAGUGUAGCCAUAUCCCAUGAUAGCACAUCGUAAUGCGGCGUGGAUAUAUGAUGAAGUAUUUGCAAUAUGAAUGUGUAAAUGAGGAGCAUCUCAUAAUUUGUACUAUUUCUCAUAUUGUAGAGGUGUAUAAAUGCAUGUGCUUCAAAAAAUUAAAAGUCUAAUUUUGCGAUCUCUAACGCAAUUUAUUAAAGCGAGCAGCAACGAAAACACUUUGAUAUCG